Molecule: messenger RNA, 1821 nt
Organism: Orussus abietinus
Lineage: Eukaryota; Metazoa; Arthropoda; Insecta; Hymenoptera; Orussidae
Product: tubulin delta chain
Exons: 3
Coding region: 354-1700 (448 amino acids)
Biological process (GO): mitotic cell cycle; microtubule cytoskeleton organization
Cellular component (GO): microtubule; cytoplasm
Molecular function (GO): GTP binding; structural constituent of cytoskeleton
Source: RefSeq, a predicted model, not a curated record
CGCCCAUGGAGAGAAAAACCCCUCUCAACCCCACGGAAAAAUUUCAAACUCUACACGCGAUUAUAUAGAAUGAUCCUCUCGUAUCGUUUUAUUGGAUGGAUUGGAUAUGUACAAUGUAAUUUGUACGUGGGAGUGCAGUUUGCAAUUUUUAUACGCGGCGGGAUUUGAAAUGCCCGCGGGGAGAGAGAGGUCACGUGGUCCAAGAUGGCGGCGGCCAAUGAGGAGAGGCGCGGUAGUUGCUUGUUUUGAAUGGCGGGAGAGAAAGGAGACCACGCUGCAGCGGGAGGGAAAAUGUCACGUGAAGAUGAAUCGCAAGAAACUCCGUUUUGAUUACUCCGGAGGACCUCAAAAGCAUGUUGACGAUCCAGUUCGGCCAGUGUGGUAAUCAGCUUGGACAUUCAUUAUUCUCAAAGAUAUCGGAGGACAUAAUUUCAAAUAAGACAGGGGUUUCUAGAGGGGAUAAUGGUUGGUACACCGAGGCAGCUUUCGAGAAGUGGUUCGAAGGGAUCGCAAAGAAUGGCAGACACUUGGCCAGGGCGAUACUUGUGGAUACAGAACAGAAGGUGGUCAACCGAGUGUGCGGAGACUCUGCAAAGGUCUGGACAUACAGUUCGCAGAAUUUAGUAUAUCGAGCUGGUGGAGGUUCCGCUAAUAACUGGUCUUAUGGAUACAUGGUGAAAGGGCGAGAGCUCGGAGACGAGACUCUGACAGUAGCGAAGCGAGUGGUCGAGAGAUUGGAUCGCUUGGACGGCAUCCUCUUGCUGCUCAGUUCUGCCGGAGGCACUGGCUCUGGCGUCGGCAGUCACGUAGUCGAGCUUCUACGCAACGAGUUCCCUACGAAAACCAUCGUCGCAGCGAUCGUCCUGCCCUUCAGCUCUGGCGAAGUCGGAACGCAGAAUUACAAUACACUGCUGACGGUGGGGAAGUUUUGUGAUAACGCAGACAUGGUGAUUUUAUUCGAGAACGAGCAGAUACAUGGAAUCUGCGUGCAAUUGUUGAGGAACUUCGAUGCAAGGCUGCAGCACUUGAACGAUGUGGUGGCGCAGAAACUAAUCUCUGUUUUCCAGCCUGUGAGGGACACUCGGAAUGGUGCGAACUCUUUAGUUUCUCAAAUUGUUCCGCAGCCAUGCUAUCGACUCGCUGCGAUAAGAAGUACGCCACACGUGCCUCCGUUGUCCACUCAAUACGAAUCGGCCUGCAAGUGGGAGACCUAUGUCCGACAUAUCAAACAGACCUUACGAGUGCCUAUUUUCAAUGACGAAUUGACAGACAUGGAAACCAGAGCUCUGUCUCGUCUGCCCAGCUCUACGAAAGGAUUUCAAUACUCUCGAUCGGUUGCAAAUCGACUCAUGGCCCGUGGAAAUUCUGGAAAAAGUGAUCCGAUAGUUUGUGCCGAUCUAAUGGAUGACAAUUUAUACGCCAAGUGGAUGCCUAGGCACAGUAGAUUCGAUUGUAUCAACGAAGCAAGACAGUUACUUGGCCAGGAUAAAUUCCUGGCUCUCGUUACCAACAAUUCUCAACUUAACCGGCCCCUAGAAGCAACCGUAGCCAAAGCCUGGAACGCUUACACUCAUUCUGCAUUUUUACACCAGUACAAGCGUUUUGGUCUCGAAGACGAUGACUUUUUAAAGGCCUUCGCCAAGAUCGAAAACAUCAUCAAAGUUUACAACGAACUGGAAACUAAGACCGAUACGCAAUAACUUAUUUAACAUUUAAUCGGAGCCCACGAAGACAAAUCUCUUGGGCAUGCCAGAUAAGUCAAAUUUCAAACAUGUUUAUUACUGUUAAAUUUAAUUUAUAAAUCUUGUACUUUAAAGUCAA